Messenger RNA from Ailuropoda melanoleuca (giant panda), 3578 nucleotides. It is a transcript of the gene ZBED1, whose product is annotated as zinc finger BED-type containing 1. Gene Ontology annotation, biological process: regulation of transcription by RNA polymerase II. The record is from RefSeq and is a predicted model, not a curated record. The transcript has 2 exons. Lineage: Eukaryota; Metazoa; Chordata; Mammalia; Carnivora; Ursidae. Gene Ontology annotation, cellular component: nucleus. Bases 256 to 2343 code for a protein of 695 amino acids. Gene Ontology annotation, molecular function: DNA binding; protein dimerization activity.
CCUUCUCUCCAGCUGCCUUCGUUGUAAGACUACAGCACCCAGAGCUGACAAUACACAAAACAACAUGCGAGUGCAUCGUGUAUGCCCUGGGCCAGGUUUCCGGACAACAGUGGGCUUCUCCUGGUUCCGUGGUGGGGGCUGUUAGAAGUUAAAAAAGGAUUUUCCAGUGUGUGCCAACGCCCACGUGGUUCCAGCGUCAACGCAGGUGCGCAGGAAUGAGUGGAGGCCCCGCAGGCGGGCCGCGGUGCAGAAGCCAUGGAGACGAAAGGCCUGGACCCGUCCCAGACAGACCUCAAGUUAGUGGCCCACCCGCGUGCCAAGAGCAAAGUGUGGAAGUACUUUGGCUUCGACACCAACGCCGAGGGAUGCAUCCUACAGUGGAAGAAAAUCUACUGUCGCAUCUGCAUGGCCCAGAUCGCCUACUCCGGCAACACCUCCAACCUCUCCUACCACCUGGAGAAGAAUCACCCCGAUGAGUUCUGUGAGUUCGUCAAGAGCAACACGGAGCAGAUGCGCGAGGCCUUCGCCACCGCCUUCUCCAAGCUGAAGCCCGAGGCCUCGCAGCUGACCCCGCCAGACACGCUGGCCACCAAGGCCAGCCACGGCCACGAGAGCAAGCGGCAGCAGGAGCUCACGGCCGCCGUCAUCGGCCUCAUCUGCGAGGGCCUGUACCCCGCGUCCAUCGUGGACGAGCCCACGUUCAAGGUGUUGCUGAAGACGGCGGACCCCAGGUAUGAGCUGCCCAGCAGGAAGUUCUUCUGCAGCAAGGCCAUCCCCGAGAAGUACGGCGCCGUCCGCGAGGCCGUCCUCAAGGAGCUCAGCGACGCGUCCUGGUGCGGCAUCUCCACAGACAUGUGGAGGAGCGAGAACCAGAACCGAGCCUAUGUCACGCUGGCUGCCCACUUCCUGGGUGGCGGGGCGCCCGGCUGCCUGUCCGUGGGCUCCCGCUGCCUGAAGACCUUUGAGGUCCCCGAGGACAACACGGCCGAGUCCAUCACCAGGGUCCUGUACGAGGCCUUCAUUGAGUGGGGCAUCAGUGCCAAGGUGUUCGGGGCCACCACGGACUGUGGCAAGGACAUCGUGAAGGCGUGCUCCCUGCUGGACAUCUCGGUGCAGAUGCCGUGUCUGGGACACACGUUCAACGCGGGCAUCCAGCAGGCCCUGCAGCUCCCCAAGCUGGCCGGGCUGCUGGCCCGCUGCCGCAAGCUGGUGGAGUAUUUCCAGCAGUCCACGGUGGCCAUGUACAUGCUGUACGAAAAGCAGAAGCAGCAGAACAUGGCUCACUGUAUGCUGGUCAGCAACCGCGUGUCCUGGUGGGGCAGCACGCUGGCCAUGCUCCAGCGCCUCAAGGAGCAACAGUUUGUCAUCGCCGGGGUGCUGGUGGAAGACAGCAACAACCACCACCUGAUGCUGGAGGCCUCCGAGUGGGCCACCAUCGAGGGGCUGGUGGAGCUGCUGCAGCCCUUCAAGCAGGUGGCCGAGAUGCUGUCCGCCUCCAAGUACCCCACCAUCAGCAUGGUCAAGCCCCUCCUGCACAUGCUGCUGAACACCACGCUCAACAUCAAGGAGACCGACUGCAAGGAGCUCAGCAUGGCCAAGGAGGUCAUCGCCAAGGAGCUGUCCAAGACCUACCAGGAGGCGCCGGAGAUCGACAUGUUUCUGAACGUGGCCACCUUCCUGGACCCGCGCUACAAGCGCCUGCCCUUCCUGUCCGCCUUCGAGAGGCAGCAGGUGGAGAACAGGGUGGUGGAGGAGGCCAAGGGUCUGCUGGACAAGGUCAAGGAAGGUGGCGGCUACCGGGCGGCCGAGGACAAGAUGUACGCGCUGCCCGAGGAGCCCCCGGUGAAGAAGCUGGUGCUGGCGUCCACGCCGCCGCCCACCAGCGUCAUCAACAGCAUGCUGGCCGAGAUCUUCUGCCAGACGGGGGGCGUGGAGGACCAGGAGGAGUGGCACGCGCAGGUGGUGGAAGAGCUCAGCAACUUCAAGUCGCAGAAGGUGCUGGGCCUCAACGAGGACCCCCUCAAGUGGUGGUCCGACCGCCUGGCGCUCUUUCCCGUGCUGCCCAAGGUGCUGCAGAAAUAUUGGUGCGUGGCGGCCACGCGCGUCUUCCCCGAGCGGCUCUUCGGCUCCUCCGCCAACGUGGUAAGUGCCAAGAGGAACCGGCUGGCCCCGGCGCACGUGGACGAGCAGAUCUUCCUGUACGAGAAUGCGCGCAGCGGCGCGGAGGCCGAGCCCGAGGACGAGGACGAGGGCGAAUGGGGCCUGGACCAUGAGCAGGUGUUCCCCCUGGGGGACGCCGUGCACGCCGGCUUCUUUGGGAUCAGGGACAGUGGCUUCGUGUAGGUGCCGGCGGGGUGGGGUCACUGUGGCACUGGCCCCCGCGGGUAAAUACUCGCUGUAAAUACCCACCGUGCGUGUGCGCGCGCGGGUGGCCGUGCCGGUAGCAGCAGACGCACAGGAGGGAAACGGGGCAGCCGUGCCUUUCCUCUAUGAGCGCACUUGUGUCCCAGCGAAGGGGCAGAAAUCGAGAGGGAAAGUUCUAGAAGUCCCAUCGUGCACCUGCGGGCUGUUGAUUGCAAAUAGUAAAGUCCAUGAGCAGCCCAGCCAGGACGGAGGGUGGAGGGACGGUAGGAGGGAGGGAGCCCCCUUUGCUUCCCAGAUAAUUAAUUCCACCCCCAAGGCCGUCCUAUUCUCCGUGGGAGGCUUCGCGAUAAACCCCAAAACACAUCCAGACUCCCGCGUCCUUCUCGGCCCACAUGCCUUCCAAAGGCCUUCGCGGACCUGUUACGCACGUGAGCUCAUGUUUACUUCCCAGGGGAUAUGCACGUCUUGCCUUUGGCACGGCGGGGACACCCUUCUGCAGCCUACGCGGCCCGUGUCGAACACACACGGGCUUUAGGUCUGGUGCAAAGAAUCAAAAGGGAGCACAGGGCACGGGCCAUGUGGAUUAGCACAGGAAACGGGGCAUCGGACGCUCUGUGUCUUCUGCCUUUUGUCCGCUGGCUGCAGUUUGCUCUGUGCGCCUGGUCCCGGUGACGUUGCGGCUCUGGGGUCCUGAGCGUGUGCGCGUGUGUGCAUGUCCCAUGCUUGAAAGGGGCCCUUUCUCCAGGACGACAACAAGGCCCCCCGCCCUCGGGAGCCCCGCUCUUCAAAAUUACCAGGGACCCCAAUGUGCUGAGGGUGAUUUCGACUUCUCCACGGGGCCAUGGACACUUGUGUUUUGUCUUUUCAAUGCCGCACCGCGGGGGCCCGGUGAUUUUUAAAAAAUGGACCACGAGACACUUUGGCCUGGAUUUUGGGGUCGCUCUGGCUGUUCGCAUAAACCCGAGCUGCUAGCGAUGUUCUGUGUGGCCGAGCGCCUCUGGGAGCAUCACGGACAUUUAAGGAGGUGGGUGUGUCGGUGUCCUUGGGUGGUGACCUCAGUGGUGUGGACCAGGGCUGAGACUUGUAUCUUGAAGCAACCGACUGGGUUUGAGCCUUCCUCAUGGGGUGUGCUUUGUUUUGUUUUGUUUUUUCUUAUUUAAUGCUUUCGAAUUUGACUCUUGUUCAAUAAACCCAAGAAGGAGAUGAGCUCCUAA